AUGGCAGGUCAAGAGCACAUUCACAUUGACAGUGACAACUCUGAGGAACAGAAGCAGACCAAAGGCCUCUGGCAUCUUCUCUCCGUCUCUGACCUCUGCCAACGUCUGUCAACUUCUCCCUCUCGCGGUCUCUCGCACCAACAGGUCCAGCAACGCACGGCAGAGCAUGGCAGGAACAGGCCGUCGCCGCCGCCCUCGCAGUGGACGAGAGCCGUGCUGGGAUAUCUGUUCGGCGGCUUUGGAGGCCUCCUGCUCGCCGGCUGCGUCCUGGUCUUUGUCUCCUGGAAGCCCCUGGGCGAGCCGCCCGCGACGGCCAACCUCGCCCUGGCCUGGGUCCUGCUCGCCGUCUUCUUCAUCCAGGCCGCCUUCAACGCCUGGCAGGACUGGUCGUCCGCGCGCGUCAUGGCCUCCAUCACCACCAUGCUGCCAGACGAGUGCACCGUCGUCCGCGACGGCGCCCGGCAGAGCGUCGCCGCCAGCGACCUGGUGCCUGGCGACAUCCUCUGCAUCCAGCAGGGCAACAGGCUGCCCGCCGACGUACGCUUCGUCGACAUCUCCCACGACGCCAAGUUCGAUCGCUCCCUUCUGACGGGAGAGUCGGAGCCCGUCUCGGCCACCGUCGAGUCCACCGACGACAACUAUCUCGAGACCCGCUGCAUCGGCCUGCAGAGCACGCACUGCGUCUCGGGCUCUGCGCUGGCCGUCUGUGUGGCCACCGGCGACCGAACCGUCUUUGGCCGGAUUGCUGGCCUGACGAACCGUCGCUCCACGGCGCCCACGCCCAUGCAACGGGAGAUCCGGCGCUUCGUUCUGAUCAUCGUCGGCUUCAUCACUGUCGUCGUCCUCGUCAUGAUCAUCCUUUGGGCUGCGUGGUUGCGCAAAGACCAUCCGGAUUGGAUCAACGUUCCCUCCCUGAUUGUCGACUGCGUCAGCGUCGGCAUUGCCUUCAUCCCAGAGGGCCUGCCCAUCGCCUUGACCAUGAGUCUGACCAUCGUCGCCAACAUCAUGAAGAAGAACAAGAUCCUGUGCAAGACCUUGGCCACCGUCGAGACACUGGGGGCUGUCUCGGUCAUUUGCUCUGACAAGACCGGCACGCUGACCAAGAAUGAAAUGUUCGUCACCGACUGUCUCGUCGCCGGACGCGAAUAUACCGCGCACAGCAUCCGCACACACCAUCCCGAUGAAUCGAUCAAUCGCCUUCGCCUCGUUUCAGGACUGUGUAACGCGGCCGAAUUCGACGUCUCGACCCUCCACCGGCCCUUGCACAUGGCCAAGAUCCAUGGCGAUCCCACCGACCAGGCCAUCCUCCGUCUCUCGCAGUCCCUUGGCGCCGUCAGUGAUCUUCGCAGCGAGUGGAAGAAGGACUAUGAGAUUACUUUCAACAGCAAGAACAAGUUCAUGGUCCGCGUCAUGUCCUCUGCAGAUUCCAGUUUACUGCUCAUCAAGGGUGCCCCCGAUAUCCUGCUUCCGCGCUGUACCAUGACCUACCGUAAAGACGGCAGCGUGCGUGCCUUGUCUGCCCACGAGCUCGGUGAGAUUGAGAGCAUCAAAGACACCUGGUCUUCCAUGGGCAAACGGGUGAUUCUCAUGGCCCAGAAGGCUGUCUCUGACGACUGGCUGCAAUCCCUGGUAUCUUCGCAGGAUGACAAGCUUGUUCUGCGGGCUGCCGAGGAGGAACUGGUCCUGGUUGGUCUUGUGGGAAUCGUCGACCCUCCGAGAGACGAGAUUCCCGAGGUCAUUGACAUCCUCCGACGGGCGUCCAUCCGCAUCGCGAUGGUGACCGGCGACUUCAAGCUCACCGCGCAGGCGAUUGCCAUCGAAUGCGGCAUCAUUCGCACCCAUCCGGCUCUGAUCCACGAUGUCUCUGAAUUGUCGCAAUCGAGCUCCGACAAGCCCCUUGCCUGUGAGCGCAACGCGAUCGUCGUCAGCGGCUCCGACCUGGGCGGCCUGUCGCCCGAUCAAUGGGGCCUGCUCUGCCAGUACAGGGAGAUCGUCUUUGCACGCACCACGCCAGAACAGAAGCUGCGCAUCGUCAAGGAGUUCCAGGCCCGCGACAACAUCGUCGCCAUGACAGGAGACGGCGUCAACGACGCCCCCUCGCUCAAGGCAGCGGAUGUCGGCGUUGCGCUCGGCAGCGGCUCGGAUAUCGCCAUCGAAGCCGCUGAUAUGGUGCUUUUGGACUCCUUCGCUGCCAUCGUCGAGGCCGUCAAGUAUGGUCGAUUGGUGUUUGACAACCUGAAGAAAACUGUCAUCUACCUGCUUCCCGCCGGUAGUUUCAGCGAACUCUGGCCGGUUGUUACCAACGUCGCGCUGGGUGUCCCACAAAUCCUCUCCUCGUUCCUGAUGAUUAUCAUUUGCUGUCUUACCGACUGCGCCGGUGCUAUCACCCUCGCCUUCGAGAAGCCCGAGUCGGAUCUUCUCCUGCGACCUCCUCGAGAUCCCAAGAAAGACCGGCUGGUGGACAUCAAACUUCUCGGCCACGCCUACAUGAUCGUCGGGCUCUACGAGUGUCUCCUCUCCUACGUGAUGGCCUUUUGGUACAUGCAGCGCCGCGGUGUCCCCUUCAGCGCAAUGGUGCUCAAGUUCGGCGACUACGGCCCAGACUAUUCCUCGGAGCAUGUGGCGGCUGUCGCAAAUGAAGCCUCGUCAAUCUACUUUGUCACCCUGGUCAUCAUGCAGUUCUUUAACCUGUUGGCCAUCCGGACGCGCCGCCUGAGUAUCUUCCAGCAACCGCCGAUCCUGAAUCGCGAGACGCAGAAUCUCCUCUUGUUCCCGGCAAUGCUGUUUGCCCUGUGCAUGGUGUUCAUCUUCUGCUAUAUCCCCGGGCUGCAAAAGUCUAUCGACACAACCUCCAUCCCCGCCGAGCACUUCUUCCUCCCAGUCGCCUUCGGUGUCGGCCUGCUUUUCUUCGACGAAGGACGCAAAUACUGUGUUCGUCAUGGGCACGGCUUCUUUGCGAGGAUUGCAUGGUAG
This is a messenger RNA of Penicilliopsis zonata CBS 506.65, 2973 nucleotides long. RefSeq lists its product as hypothetical. The transcript is spliced from 11 exons. The record is from RefSeq and is a predicted model, not a curated record. Gene Ontology annotation, biological process: intracellular sodium ion homeostasis; intracellular potassium ion homeostasis; proton transmembrane transport. Lineage: Eukaryota; Fungi; Ascomycota; Eurotiomycetes; Eurotiales; Aspergillaceae. Gene Ontology annotation, molecular function: ATP hydrolysis activity; P-type sodium:potassium-exchanging transporter activity; ATP binding. Gene Ontology annotation, cellular component: membrane. The coding region runs from base 1 to 2973 and encodes 990 amino acids.